Messenger RNA from Vombatus ursinus (common wombat), 1585 nucleotides. RefSeq names its product pyrroline-5-carboxylate reductase 2. Lineage: Eukaryota; Metazoa; Chordata; Mammalia; Diprotodontia; Vombatidae. Gene Ontology annotation, biological process: L-proline biosynthetic process. The coding region runs from base 269 to 1231 and encodes 320 amino acids. The transcript is spliced from 8 exons. Gene Ontology annotation, molecular function: pyrroline-5-carboxylate reductase activity. The record is from RefSeq and is a predicted model, not a curated record.
UUGGGGUCAUUUGCAUCCCAACAGUGUGUAAGGCUCCCUGGGGAGUUCCUACAGGCAUUACAAGUCUUGUGAGGCUCGCCGGUAGUUACGUUUUGGGAGGGCAGGGGCUGGAGAGGCCCUCGCAGGUCACGCUGUCGGACGCACGUCCCUGCAUUCCCCGCUUCAUCUGGGAUCGUGCGGGGCGGCGCCGAGCAUCAGUAGGUAGAGUGGACCUUGGCGCAGCUGCAUCUCAGGGCUUUUUUUCGAGCCUGUUCCAGCCUCCAGGACUAUGAGCGUGGGCUUCAUUGGGGCCGGCCAGUUGGCCUUUGCCCUCGCCAGGGGCUUCACUGCAGCAGGCAUCCUGGCUUCCCACAAGAUAAUGGCUAGCACUCCCAAUAUGGACCUGCCUACAGUUUCUGCACUCAGGAAGAUAGGUGUGAAGCUGACCCACCACAACAAGGAAACAGUGCAGCACAGUGAUGUGCUCUUCCUGGCUGUCAAACCUCACAUUAUUCCCUUCAUCCUGGAUGAGAUUGGGUCUGAUAUCAAGGACAGACACAUCGUGGUCUCCUGUGCUGCUGGUGUCACGAUCAGCUCCAUUGAGAAGAAAUUGACAGCAUUCCAGCCAGCCCCCAAGGUCAUUCGAUGUAUGACCAACACCCCUGUACUGGUCCGGGAAGGAGCCACAGUAUAUGCCACUGGUACCCAUGCCCUGGUGGAGGAUGGGAAACUCCUAGAACAGCUCAUGAGCAGUGUGGGCUUCUGCAUAGAAGUGGAAGAGGACCUGAUAGAUGCCGUCACAGGACUCAGUGGCAGUGGUCCUGCCUAUGCAUUUAUGGCCUUGGAUGCACUAGCAGAUGGUGGGGUGAAGAUGGGCCUCCCAAGGAGACUGGCAGUCCGCCUGGGUGCACAGGCCUUACUGGGAGCUGCUAAGAUGCUCCUGGACUCAGAGCAGCAUCCCGGACAGCUCAAGGACAAUGUUUGCUCCCCUGGGGGAGCCACCAUUCAUGCUUUGCACUUCUUGGAAAGUGGUGGUUUUCGAUCUUUACUCAUCAAUGCUGUUGAAGCCUCCUGCAUCCGGACCAGGGAGCUACAGUUCAUGGCUGACCAAGAGAAGAUCUCCCCAGCUGCCAUAAAGAAAACCCUCCUAGAUAAGGUGAAGCUGGAGGUGCCUACUGUUUCUACACACUCACUUUCCAGUGGAGUCAAGUUGUUUAAUCAUACCCAGGCCCCUGGAGGGAAGAAGGAUUGAGAUGGAUUUGCCUCCCAUUUACCUAGUCUGACACCCAUCCCCCUUCUCUGCCCUCAAGGUACUUACUGAGCUCCUAGCCAGCUCUAGUCCCUAGUACUUGGAGAGACGAAUCUCUAGCAGUAAUAAAACGGUAAUAAAACUACUUUAAAUCUCUUUACAUCAGUGUAGAGAUGGACCUAGGUGCCUUGAUUUAACUAGAUUUUAAGUAAUCUUUUCUCUCUUAUGGAUGGAAGGCAGAAAAGCUAGGAGUAGUUUUUAGUGCAAAGAGUGAAGAAACAAUGUAAUUACUUGAGUUCGAAUGAAAGAUACCAGAUUGUACUUGUGGGUUUUUUUAAAAAUCAUGAUUGGGUUAUA